Messenger RNA from Sorghum bicolor (sorghum), 2145 nucleotides. RefSeq lists its product as uncharacterized. NCBI's taxonomy places the organism in Eukaryota, Viridiplantae, Streptophyta, Magnoliopsida, Poales, Poaceae. The record is from RefSeq and is a predicted model, not a curated record. The coding region runs from base 604 to 2145 and encodes 513 amino acids. The transcript is spliced from 7 exons.
UAACGACGACGUGACAUCUCGGACCCUCAAGAGAAUAAUCUCCCGACAGAAACAGACGUCAGCUAAGAACAACGUGAUAUCGCCGGCCAUCUGUGACCGGCAGCAUCGAUCGAUCGGCAAGAGCCAAGAGGGGCAGAGCGCUAACGGAGUCGGAGAGAAUCUGUUAGACUCUCGUUAAUCCAGGAGCUAGCCACUAGUCCAAAACAAUCAGCAGUGGCGGACUAAUUAUAUGUAGAAGAAGAAGAGAACCCCCUUGCCACUGUCCGCAAGCAAGCCUUCCAGGCAGAGGCAGGGACCUUGGAGCUCGGCUUGCUCCUGACUCCCCCGCUCUUCCCCUCCCUGAACCCUGGCUCCCCGUGCCGGCGGCGCUAAUUCGAUUUCUUCCCUGGCGCCCUCUUCGUCAUCUUGAGUUGUUUCCGCUUCGAAUCCAAUAUACGGACGGACGGCUUCGAAUCCAAUAUGGGGAGAUCUAGAGACAGAGGGCUGGACAGAUAGAUAGAUUAAAGGGCGCAUGCACCCAAAAACUCGCGCCACGCAGAGGCAGUUUGGGGGAGCAGAGGUCGGCCGACCACCUUUGUGAGUUGUAACCUCGAUACCAGGUUCAUGGGGAUGCUAUCGCUAAACCGUCUCUUGGUCAAGGAGGAGCGGAGGCGUCGCCGCCGAAUCCAAGCGCGCAAUGGAUCUAUUACUCGAGUGCCACGGAAGAACUCACUCUGCCAAGAAAGUGGCCAUUCUCAGGGUGGUGAAAUAUCCACAUAUUCGGGGCCAAACCUUCCUGAGGAUAUCUGGUGCCAUAUACACUCCCUAAUGCCACUGCGUGAUUCUGCCCGUUCUCCCUGUGUAUCUAGUAAUUUUUUAUGUUCUUGGAGAUGCCGCCCCAAGCUCACCUUCACCGAGGAAACACUAGGCUUGAAACAAAAUGCUUAUCGAAAGAGUGACAGAACGAAGAAAUUCACUAGCAGAGUCGAUCACAUUCUGAAAAAUCGCUCAGGCGUCGGCGUGAAGUCACUCAAGAUUGCAAUUGAUGACCAUCUUAAUGUGGACACGUGUCAUUUUAAUAGUUGGCUUCAGAAUUUCAUUACACCAGGGAUUGAAGAAGUAAUCCUUUUCCCACCUAGUACAAAGAAUAAGCCAGAUUACAACUUCCCUUGCUCACUUUUAUUUGAUGGACGUGGAAACUCCAUUCGAUAUCUUUACCUCAAUGAUUGUGCCUUCCGCCCCCUGGUUGGAUUUAACUGCUUGAGGAGUCUGACAAAGCUGCGUCUGAAUCAUGUGCUUGUCACGGGGGAGGAAUUAGAGUGUCUUAUUUCUAGGUCUUUUGGUUUGGAGCAGUUGGAACUCUGCUCGUGCAUGGAGAUAAUCUGCCUGAAGAUACCAUUCUGGCUAGAUCGGCUCAGCUCGUUGACUGUGUCUUCAUGUGACAAGCUGCAAGUGAUUGAGAGCAGAGCUCCUAACCUCUCCACUAUUGAGUUGUACAUUGACCCUGUACAACUCUUACUUGGAGAAUCAUCACGAGUUAAGAACCUAGAUCUGGAAUUUAUACGGGAGGUCAACUGCGUCAGUUACGCUAUUAACAAGCUUCCUUCAAUUGUACCACAUCUUGAAAUUCUGACCUUACAUUCUGGUCGUGAGAGGGUUAACACACCAAUGGUAGCAAACAAAUUCCUCCACCUCAAGUACUUGGAUAUUAGUCUUGCUGAUGAUGAUGUUGAUGAGACUGCUUUCGGAGCCUAUGAUUAUUUGUCCUUGGUUUCGUUUCUAGAUGCUUCUCCUGUCUUGGACACUUUCAUCUUGAGUGUGGAUCAGCUAAGCAUGCAUCAUGAUUCAGUUACUGGGGAUGACGCCUCAUAUCUGAGGCAGAUUCCUGAACACAAGCAUGACAGGCUCAAGAAGGUGCAGAUCAAUGGCUUCCGCUCUGCAAAGAGCAUGGUUGAGUUAACAUGUCAUAUUCUCGAGAAUUCAUCAGCACUUGAAAAUCUUACACUGGACAGCAUAUUUAGUCAGCUGGAGGAUGCCGACGAUAUUUACAACAUGGAUCUUCUGCAACUGGCUGACUUCACGGCGCUGCUCAGAAAGCGUCUACAGAGUCGUGGUGGCCUCCCUAAGCCUCCUUUGGAUUGUGGAAUAACAAAAACACGUGGGUGA